Molecule: messenger RNA, 651 nt
Organism: Pseudomyrmex gracilis
Lineage: Eukaryota; Metazoa; Arthropoda; Insecta; Hymenoptera; Formicidae
Exons: 3
Coding region: 117-509 (130 amino acids)
Source: RefSeq, a predicted model, not a curated record
AAAUUUGUGUUACACACUCAGUUUUAUUGCACGCGAAAUUGCGCAAUUAAUGCGCAUUGAAGUUCGCUUCGAUGUUUCCAAUGUUUUUUACAAAUUGAUGAUUGACAACCCUAUCUAUGUACAGAAUUCGACUAAUUCCUGUCUACUUAAUUAUAUUCCUAUUACUCAUAGUUUUAGCGUUUGGGAAAAUUACAACAGAUGUCGAUAAAGCGUCGUCAAAUGUAGAAAAUAGUGUAAACGCAUUAGAAACAAAAUUAAUUAGAUCCCGACGUAAGAUUUACAAUACCGAUCACGAUGCCAAUAACAACCGAGAAAAUAACAUUGGACCGCAACGAACUGAAAGAAGCCGAAAGGAACCGAAGAUAUGGGAUCAAUGGGGCAACUGGUCGAAAUGUAGCGUUACUUGCGGAAUAGGAAAAAUCACGAGAUGGAGACAUUGCAUUAGCGGAAGUUGUUCUUUGGGGCAGAAGAAGGCUCAAUUAAAAACCUGCACUUCCGCGGCGUGUUAGAACAUUUUGUAAAUGACGCGUGAUUCAAAUAUAAUAGCAGUAUCAUUAUUAUUCGUGAAAAAAAAUGUUUCUAACUUUGCGAGUAUUAAUUACAUGUCAAUUCUUUAACUCUGAUACAGGAUACAGCAGAAUUAUUGCGAGA